Molecule: messenger RNA, 12220 nt
Organism: Thamnophis elegans (Western terrestrial garter snake)
Lineage: Eukaryota; Metazoa; Chordata; Lepidosauria; Squamata; Natricidae
Gene: BRAF
Product: B-Raf proto-oncogene, serine/threonine kinase
Exons: 20
Coding region: 283-2709 (808 amino acids)
Biological process (GO): signal transduction; protein phosphorylation
Cellular component (GO): mitochondrion; cytosol; plasma membrane
Molecular function (GO): protein kinase activity; ATP binding
Source: RefSeq, a predicted model, not a curated record
GUGACGUCAGCCGCUGCCGCUGCCGCCGCCUCCCUGUCUGGAGGCUUGGGUGUCUUCUUGGUUGAGCUUCUUCUGCCCCGUCCUUCUGCCCCCCCUUCGUUCCCCCCUCCCUCACCCCGACACUUUCCUUCCGCUACGGGUCGCAUCUGGGGGCGGCCGGGUCGAGAGGAGCGACACGGCCGGGCCUCCCCUUCUCCCUCCUCCUCCCCCUCCUCCUCCUCCCCGUCCCCCCUCUUGGCCCCCUCCUCCCCCUCCUCCUCUCCCUCAGCGCUUCGAUCCAAGAUGGCGGCGCUGAGCAGCAGCGGCAGCGCUGAGGGGGCAUCGCUUUUCAACGGGGACAUGGAACCCGAGCCGCCUCCGCCCGGGCCCUCCUACGCCGCGGGUAGCGGCAGCGCCGGAGGCGACUCUGCCAUCCCGGAGGAGGUGUGGAAUAUCAAACAGAUGAUUAAGUUAACCCAAGAACAUAUAGAAGCUCUACUAGACAAAUUUGGAGGAGAACACAAUCCACCCUCGAUCUAUUUGGAGGCAUACGAGGAAUACACCAGCAAGUUAGAUGCAUUACAACAGAGAGAGCAACAGUUGUUGGAAUCAAUGGGAAAUGGAACUGAUUUCUCUGUCUCCAGUUCUGCCUCAACAGAAACAGUUACUUCAUCUUCUUCUUCUAGUCUUUCUGUAGCACCUUCAUCUCUCUCUGUGUAUCAGAAUCCUAUAGAUUUAUCACGGAGUAACCCUAAAUCUCCUCAGAAGCCUACUGUUAGAGUUUUCCUACCCAACAAACAGAGGACUGUGGUUCCAGCACGAUGUGGAGUAACAGUCCGGGAGAGUCUAAAGAAAGCUUUGAUGAUGCGAGGUCUUAUCCCAGAGUGCUGUGCUGUUUACCGUAUACAGGAUGGGGAAAAGAAGCCCAUUGGUUGGGACACAGACAUUUCCUGGUUGACGGGAGAAGAACUACAUGUGGAAGUCUUGGAGAAUGUGCCUCUUACGACACAUAAUUUUGUACGGAAGACAUUCUUCACUUUAGCGUUUUGCGACUUCUGUAGAAAGUUGCUUUUCCAGGGAUUCCGUUGCCAGACCUGUGGUUACAAAUUUCAUCAGCGUUGCAGUACUGAAGUGCCACUAAUGUGUGUGAAUUAUGAUCAGCUUGACUUACUUUUUGUCUCCAAAUUCUUUGAACAUCAUCCAAUACCACAAGAAGAGACCUCUGUAGGGGACACCACACCAGCAUCUGGAUUAUACCCUUCAGUGGCCCUUUCAGAUUCUUUUGGGCCACCAGUUCUCCCUAGUCCAUCUCCUUCAAAAUCCAUUCCAAUACCUCAGCCAUUCCGACCUGCAGAUGAAGACCAUCGAAAUCAGUUUGGUCAACGUGAUCGCUCGUCAUCUGCCCCCAACGUGCACAUCAAUACAAUAGAGCCGGUCAAUAUUGAUGACUUGAUUAGAGAACAAGGGUUGCGAGGAGAGGGAGCCCCUAUGAACCAGCUGAUGCGCUGCCUUCGGAAAUACCAAUCCCGGACUCCCAGUCCCCUCCUCCAUUCUGUCCCCAGUGAGAUAGUGUUUGAUUUUGAGCCUGGCCCAGUGUUCAGAGGCUCAACAACAGGAUUGUCUGCCACACCACCUGCAUCUUUACCUGGAUCUCUCACUAAUGUGAAAGCAUUACAGAAAUCCCCAGGGCCUCAGAGAGAGAGGAAGUCCUCGUCAUCUUCUGAAGACCGAAAUAGAAUGAAAACCCUUGGUCGACGAGAUUCAAGUGAUGACUGGGAAAUAGCAGAUGGCCAGAUCACAGUUGGACAAAGGAUAGGCUCUGGUUCAUUUGGGACAGUCUAUAAAGGGAAAUGGCACGGUGAUGUUGCAGUGAAAAUGUUGAACGUUACAGCUCCCACCCCUCAGCAGCUACAGGCUUUUAAAAAUGAAGUAGGAGUUCUCAGGAAAACACGACAUGUGAAUAUAUUACUUUUCAUGGGUUAUUCAACAAAGCCACAACUGGCUAUAGUUACACAGUGGUGUGAAGGGUCCAGUCUUUAUCACCAUCUACACAUCAUUGAGACUAAAUUUGAAAUGAUCAAGCUGAUUGAUAUUGCACGCCAGACAGCACAAGGAAUGGAUUACUUGCAUGCCAAGUCUAUCAUCCACAGAGACCUCAAGAGUAAUAAUAUAUUUCUUCAUGAAGAUCUCACGGUAAAAAUAGGUGAUUUUGGUCUAGCAACAGUAAAGUCUCGAUGGAGUGGAUCCCACCAGUUUGAACAGUUGUCUGGAUCUAUUCUAUGGAUGGCACCUGAGGUUAUUAGGAUGCAAGAUAAAAAUCCAUAUAGCUUUCAAUCAGAUGUGUAUGCAUUUGGAAUUGUCCUUUAUGAACUGAUGACUGGGCAGUUGCCAUAUUCCAACAUCAACAAUAGGGACCAGAUUAUAUUUAUGGUAGGACGAGGUUAUCUUUCUCCGGAUCUCAGCAAAGUGCGAAGCAAUUGUCCCAAAGCCAUGAAGAGACUAAUGGCAGAAUGCUUGAAAAAAAAGAGAGAUGAAAGGCCUCUCUUCCCCCAGAUCCUUGCAUCUAUUGAGCUUCUGGCCCGGUCAUUGCCAAAAAUUCACCGCAGCGCAUCUGAACCCUCCUUAAACCGGGCUGGUUUCCAAACAGAGGAUUUUAGCUUAUAUGCGUGCACGUCUCCAAAAACACCUAUCCAGGCAGGGGGAUACGGCGAAUUUGCAGCGUUCAAGUAGCCACAGCAUCAUUGGCAGCAAAUCCACUCUUUAUUUUUAAAGUCUUGUGUUCCGACCGUUUCUUUUUAAAAUAUUCAGACUCGCUUGUGCUCCUCUAAACACUGCAGUUUAGAAAAACUAUAGAUCUGUACACUUAGAUCAGAUCAGAAGGGAGCUCCCAAUCCAACCUUGGGUGGAAGGGAAAAGCUCUUGUUUGGGACAAGCGCUUUCCGCUGCCUCUGUGUCCCCCUCCAACAAAAGUCAUGUGCAUUUGAAGAUCUCUAGUGGCUGCCUGUACCGUUGGCAUCAUUCCCAGGAAAGAGGGAGGGCUGCGCUUUGACUUUCUGGUGCUGUGGCAUGAUGAAGUUGGAACUCCUUCUGCAUCAUAGGCUUGGGAUGAUCUGCUGGCCGGUUUUCUCCCUCUAACAACGAUUCAUCAGAAGCUGAACAUCUGAUGAGACAGAGCUAAUCAAAACAAUCAUCCUCUGGUUUGAUUUUAUUUUGUGUGUGUUUUCCUUCCCGGUGUGCUUACUGAUCAAAAAACUAAGUGUGUUUCCUUUUCAAUUGAACUUUCACUCUUUUGAUUUCACAAAAAUGAAAAUUCAGUCAGAAGAGUCAGUCAGAGUCAUUUGAAAAGGAAAGGCGAUUCUGCACUUCCCAGAAUUGCUUUUACCUCCUAUUCAGAGCCAUCCUUUUCCCCAUCUUUUCCUUUUUGUAUACUUUUGGAAUGGGUUAGGAGCCUUUUUUUGUUGGUCCAGCAACAAAUGUUUUUACAAAAGUGUAGCUAAGCUCAACACACCUGGCUUUCUUUUCAUUUUGUAUUGCAAAUCUGAAUCUCUGUUUUGCGUGUUGAACUUUUUGGGGAUGCCCAGAAAGUCUAAUACAGACUAUGAAUAACAAGUGUACCUAUUUUAAAAGGUACAAGGUAGUGUCAGGUACCUAACGUUUCAUAAGCAGACAUUCUCAGGUUGAAUUGAAUACAUUUCAAAAAUGAAACCCAGCCACAACCUUCCCAAAAAUUAGACAUUCCAAAAAAAAUGUGCUUUGGUACUUUUUAUAAAAAAAGCAGAACUUUUAAUCAUGUUAACUCAGCAAACUGUGAAUGAACAUUGUGUGCAUGAGAGAGAGAGAAAAUGCAGCAAAUUGGCUUUAAUGGGAGUUUGCUGUUUUGUUGUUUUUCUAUACAAAUGGUACUUGCUGGAUCAACACUACUCACCUUGCCUAUCCUCACCUUUUCCCAUGCAAUUUCUUUUCUUGCCCUUAUUUUGUAUCCUUGGUAAUUCCAUUUUGCUUUUCUCUUUAUGCCUUGUCCUUAAAUUUAAUUUGCAAAAUGGUUUCCAGUUCUUGUUGUUAUCCAAACAAGAUAAAAUGAUACAAAAAUCAUACUUUAGGUUAUCCCUAGUAGAAUUAUGAAACUCAAUGAAUUAUGAAGUAAGCAGAAUUCUCUAUGGUGUGAUGAUUUUCCUUUUUUGGAAAAGGAUAGUUGUGUGCCACUGGAAGAGAAUUCAUAAGAAAAGAAGCCUUAUUACUCUGUCCUGCCCUGUAUUUAUAGGUAGGAGGCUGGAAUAAGCCCCUGUGCUAGUAUAGUUUCUAGUGGAUGAAACCAGAGUAUCUAUGAAAAGUCAAAAUUCAGAGUUUACAUGUUGAUUCUCCAAUACUGCAGACCUAAAAAAAACCAAAAGAUUAUUUUUUAGCAAACUUUGUUUAUAAAACUUGAUUAUUAUUAUUUUUUUAAAAACCUUACCUUCAUGGUAAAGGAACUGUGUAGUGCAUUUGAUUUUUUUUAAAUUGAAAUGGGUCUUACAGAAAUGGGAGCAAGAGGCGUAAUGAAAGCAUAUUGUAUAUUCAGACACUAACAGCAUCACUAACAGUGAUGCAUUUCUGCCUAAGCAUCACUGAAGUUAAAUGAAGUAAUGCAGGAAGUUAUAGAUGUGUUCUUGGAUGACUCCUUUUCACUUCAGUGAUUGAUCUGCUUUGGUAAAGCUUCCUAAGAAUUUAUUCAGAACAAUAAGAUUAAAACAACUUGUGUCGUCUCACAAAAAGUAUACAAGGUUUGUUAUAAAUGUAAAGCACAACGCUAAUGGUGGCCUGCAGUAAUUUUUCAGAAUACCAAUUCUCUUUUCAACUCUUUACAGUUCCACUGCCUUCGUCACCACCACCCACCAUCAGUAAUCUCUCUUAAAAGGGUGAAUAUCAUGGGUCAGUAUGUUGAAGCAUGCAUAUUGUGUUUAGAAGAGAGGAAAACUACAAGAAAUCUUUGCUGUCUUCAUAAAUUUAUGCAGAGAAAACAUGAUAAAGUAGUAAACUCCUUGAAGCCAAUUCUUCUCAGAUCACAAUAACAUUGAUUUAUUAUUAGAUUUAUAUCCCGCUUUUAUUUUGUACAGCUCAAUAUAGCAUGCUGGGCAGCAAAGAGUACUUUUUACUCCAUUACACUCAAUAUAGACCAGUGUGGAUCAUUUGCUAAGGAAUAUUGAGCCACCUCAUAUUCUGUUGAUUGAUGGAAGGCAAAACCAAUAUUCAUUCAGACUUCUUUCCUCCUCCUCUUCCUUAGAUACUCUGUGUUUCUCCAGGAAAGCUAUCCAAUAGUUUAUGAUUUGUGAGGGUUAUUAAAUAUUAGCAUGACUAAAAAUACCUGUGUUUUGCUUACAUGCCAUUAAGAAAUCUGAAAAAUAUAAGUAAUAAUUGCAGUUGCUUCAUCAAAUUAUGCAGCAUUGAGUCAGUGGAUAAAAGCAGUUCGUGAACAUUCUAAUUACACUGACUAUUAUUGCUCCAAAAGAAUACAUUUAGAUAACCAUUUAUCAAUGCCCCUUCACUUUUGAAUCCCAAAUUGUUUGAUUUGAGAUAUUCUACAUGUGCAUCAGAAAAACAAAGAAGCAGGACUAUACACCAAUCACAUUUCUAUUGGUUGGUUGGACUGGCUGUACUUCCAGCCUUAUCUUUUUAAAAUAUUUCUGCAUUUAUGUGUUCUGUUUCAUCUUCUUUGGUGCUAGGAUUUAUAGCAAUUGUUUUGCUUCCUCCAAGCAGCAUAUCCAUGUCAUUCCCACAAACUUCUCUAAAGUGUUGGAUAUUGACAUCUCUUCUAUACAUGAUUCCAGUAUAUUCCUUCCAUCUUUGUUUGAUCUUUUUUAAAUUAGUUAGUCUGCCCACUGAUGUCUUUUACAUGUAGCUAUUUUGAGUCUGAACUUCCUCCUGAUUUCAGAGAUCCUUUGGAAAACUUUUCUUAUUUUUUGUGUUUGUUUCCAUCUUCAUUGUCUUUACACGUGUAGCAAUAACACUCCUUGUCUUUUUAAACAGCUCACUAAAAUUCUUUAGUUUCCUGAGAUUUUUAUCUUGGCUUUGGCUUCUCUUCUCUUGGCAAGUCUCACCAAUUUUUUUGACACUUCAUGGGGUUUUUUUCUUUUCUUUUUUUCUUUGUUUUUUUUUUCUUUUUUCAUUUUGGUUUUUUUCUUGGCAGUUUGUUUUCAUGUUCAGUAACUUUAUUUCAUUCCACGGUUUCUCCAGAUCUCUAUCAAUGAGGUUCAGGACUUCAAAGCAAUUUCUGAUAUUCUCCUUGAAAAUGAUAGGUACAUGCCCAAAAUCAUUCUUCCAAAAUCUGGCUGUCUUUAUUCUUCCACUUUAUCUUGACUUGCAACAGUUUGUGGUUUGUUCUGUAGGCAGCCCCUAACCAUAUCUUUGCUGAGCUAAUUCACCUCCUUAUUCCAGCAAUGCAAUCAGUUUGAUUUCUUUGUGUUCUCUCAGAUUAUGUCCUUAUACAUAAGAGAAGAUUUUGUUUGUUGAAGAACGUCUUAGCAAUAAAGAAAUUACUGAAUUGGCAGAAACUGCUAAAUUAUUUUUCACUUUUCUUGGCCAUAGUGUCUUUAGUUUUCCUCACUGUUGCCAACUAUGGCAUUCCAGCUUCUAACCAUAAGCAGCACAACUUCCAUGGAAGUUCUAACAGAAAGAUAGAGUUGGAAGGAACUUUCUAGUCUUCUAGUCCAAUCCUCUGCUCAAGCAGGAACUCCUUACUAUCCUCUUCUGCAUCACUGUUUAAUAACCAUAUUAUUAAAGGGCUGUCUAUGAAGACUAACUUGUAUUAUUCAGUCAUUGAUUGCAUUAAUCCAAAAACUCUCUUUGCUUUCCUUCUUUGUUUUUCAUGGCCUGGGUGAUAAAAUAGACUAAAAGAAUCCAAUUCCUGUCUGUUUUAACUCACUGAUGCUUAGGACUUUAGUGUGUAGUUAAUACUCUGUGUUGAACUUUUUCAUGUUCAUGCUUUUUACAUUGCAUAUUCUCAUUUCUGUCUGUAAUUCUGUCUUUACAACUUUGGACUUUCCUGCGUGGCAACAUCUACAACUAGAUAAUAAAGAAAUUAUGUUUGUUGUUUUCACUAAAUCAUUCAUAUAUUUCUAGCAUCUUCCUAUAUUGCUUCUCUCUUGCACAGAUACUUGCUUGUUUUAGCUAGGUAUUUGAGAUUACUUCUACACCUUAGAUUUUUCUAAUAGAUAUUCACCAUUUUUUAUUCAUUAUGACAUCCCUAAAGGGCCCAAUCCCUUUUGUAUAUUCUCUCACUAUCCAUUCAUGCUAUCCAAAAAAUAUUCUCCCCCAGUUCCCCAAACUCAUCCUUGGUUCUGAGUAUUCACUGGUACAUGUUGCGGUUAUCACAGAUUCAUGGAUUAAUGUUUUAAUAUACAUCUUCAAUAACCCAAAGGGUGCUAGUUCCCACAUGAUAGCCCUUGAAUUCAUGGUAAAUCCAUCUUCAACAACUCUACAAGAUCACACAGACUACUCAAAUCUAAAUCAUUCUCAUUUUUCUUAAGACAUAACAAUUUACCUAUUAUUCAUUUUUAUCAUUUGUUUAUAGUUUUCUCCUUAAUUCCAAGUUUCAGUUCUUCCCCCUCAUAGUAUUGAACUAUCUAGGAUGCUUUAUAAUGAGAUAGAAUAAGACUAAAUCAACUUUAUUAGUUGUGCCCAUGUCAUAUACACCAUUUUCUGCUAAUGAUAAGAGUAAUACAUCUGGCAUAUUGACCAAAACAUACAGCUUGGGUAUGUUUUGGUCAAUAUGCCAGAAGUGCAACCAGAUUCUAGGUUUACUCCAAUGCACGGAAAGAUCUGUAAUCUAGAUACUGCCUUGCAAGUCAUUUGUAGGAAGUUAUAAGCAUGGAUAUGCUUUGAUUCUGUCCAUCUAAGCAUAAGGCAAACUAUUGAUUGUUUUCCCCAAUGUAUAUCUUCUACUGAAUGAACUUAACCUAAUUGAACCCAAAAUUGGGAUGAGAAUAUGAGAGUGAUUCAGGUCCUGCAUUCAAAAUCAGUGUAGUUUGAAGCAAUCAGGGCAGAUUGGUAAAUUAAAUUUCUACAGAAAUCAUUACUUAUCCAGAAAGAUCAAUUCAGACAUGGAAUUCUGAUUUUCUAGCACAAUAUCCUGUUUUCUGGACCCAGUAACUAAUGUACACAGCAAAAUCAUUUUAAUAUAAUAAUCUAUCUUAUUCUUUAAUCAGGAGAUUCAUUAUACUAUCCCUUCAAUUGACAUUUGAAAGAUUGUUAGAAUUUGCCAUUAGAGAUGCUAUUCUAAACACACUUAACCUAAGAAUCAGUUCAGUUGAGAACAGUGAAACUGAUUUCUGAGUAAGAAUGUUUUACAAAUUGAUUUUAAAGCUAUUAUAUUAAAACAGAAAUCAUCCUGGUCUUUUGAACAAGAAUAACUGCAAUCAGUACAUUAAUUCCAAAUUAAAAUUUCUUGGAAAACAAACAGAGACUAUCAUAAUAGGAAUGUGUCCUUAAACAAAUUUUCUUGUGGGUGAACAAAAUGGAGGUUUUUGUUAAUUCCAGAAUUAAUUUUUUUCUUAAUAUGCUGUUUGAAAUUGUGUUUGUUAGCUAAUCAUCCCAGUGGCAGCACCUACCUCAACAAAGGCUUAUCCAGUUGAGAAAUUCUACAACAAAUGAUAGAAUGAUAACAUUCCUAGGCUUCACCUGACCUUUGUUUUUGCACCAUAAACAGCAAAGCUGUGAAUUAAUGUUUCUGACUGCCAUCUUUAACUGUAUUUUAAAGGCUUUCCAGUAUUAUGAUAUUAUUACUGGCAGUACUUCACCCAAAAAAACUAGACAGCUACCUAUCCCAACAUCCAGCUCGUAGUCUUUGUGAAAGAAAUUUUUCUCCAGUCUUAUGCUGCAAUUUUCAUCACGAAACUUCGUUUUGUUUUUGAGUUAUUUUUUAAUUAGAUGUCUCAGUUUUUGCUUUGCUUUGGAGGAGGGGAAUAGUUUAGAUAUGCAUGCAUAUCUUCUAUCUCAUUGCAUUCUUUUUUGAAUGGUUACAUGGUUCUAAGACUAAGCAACUUUCAAUCCAUUGUAAGAGAGAAUGCUGCAUAGCUGAUACUGAGAGCAUUUAUUCUGAAUUCAAUCUAAAUAAUUUAUUUCACUAGAGAAAUUAAAUCUAGUCUAGAUUUAAUAAUUCUAUGAUUUCCAUUUCUUUUGUAAACAUAUCACCCACAUUGGAAAGGAGUUUGUCUGUUAAAUAUAAUUCAUGUUUAAUCACCAAUUGCAUAUGGAGGAGAAAGGCACCAAUUUUUCCACGAAAUUACUGUACACUAAACCAUUAGACUUUUUAUCCUUUAGAUUGUCAUUAUUUCCCAUUUGUAGUAAGAAACCUCAUCAAAGAAUUGCACAUUUCAUUAAUACAUACAACUGUAAGGUAUAUAUUAAUUUACAAAUAAACUGUAAAAUGGCUAGUAGCCUUUCAAAAAGAACAGGAUGGUGGGUAAAUUGUGAAUUAUUUUAUUGAAGUUUAAUUCAAUUUUCCAGCUGUGGGCAUAACUAAAAAUGUUUGGUGCAUUAUUCUUGGUUUUUUCAUGAAGUUUCACUAAGUUUUAUUUGCAGAAUUAGACGAUCAGCAAAAUAUUUAUUUUGCCUUUAUUUUUGUAUUGUAUCAGCCUUGUCUGUGCUUGCACAAAUGUUAGAAAAUACAUUUUGCUUUAUAAUGGGUCUCUCACGUUUAAUCUGGGAAAUUUUCCUUAACAAUUUGCCAAAUGGUUGUGCCUUUUGAAAAGCAAGUAAAAAUGACCACAAAAUUGAGAUGCUUAUAUUACGGGACAGCAAAUUUACUUUGACUCCCAAUACACUACAGUUUCAAACUUGGGUAGAAAUACAGGAAAUUGUGCAUAAAGCAAAAUCUCCUGUUUAAAUCUCAAUAAAAUGAAUAGCGACUAGAUCUCCAUGACUGCCAUUGGUCUUUUCUGGAGUAUUCCAAAUAUACUGUGUUCAUGUAGUAUUUGUUCCCCAGAUCAGCACUAAAUCCCAAAUUAAUUGAAAUAAUAAUAAACUUAUUAUUUAUAAAAUAAUACUGUAGGCAAAAUGGAAGAACCAUUUUAAAAAAGAAAGAACAUUAAACAUACCUUUGAGGAAGGGUAAAAUAGUUCAAUAAAAGAAAAUAAAGGAGGUGUGGAGACUACUAUGCUAGUUCAAAGUUGUUGAGAUUCUUGGUGAGAAAACCAUCAAAGAUUUGGUUCACUUGUUCCUCAGGAAACUUGUUGAACUGAAAAUCUGUAAAUCCCAACCUAGAUUCAGUUACUAUUUUGACAUAAUAAACUUUAAGAAAAUAUGGAUAGUCAAGAAACAGUACAGGAACUGAUGUGAUUUGUAGCCUAUUCCAAAUUUAUAUUUGUGAGUACAGGUUUAUUGAUUGGUCCUUCCCACCUUCAUUAGGGUUUAAGAGAUAUUAAAUCCACUGGGAUGUUAAACUUUACAAACACUUAAUAUCCACAGGAAAAUAUUUUAAAAUAGAAAAAUAAACCUUCUGUGCAUAAUCUUAAGCAUUUCUUAAAAUGUGAAAGACCGACCCACUGUUCUUGAAGACCUACUUCAAGAUAAAUUAGCAUAAAUUGCAGCAAUUAUAUGUGUAAGCUCUAUUUUGGCAGAUGGAAUUCUGAACCCUGACAUUUAUUUUAUAAAUAUCAGAGUGAUUUAUGUUUAUUAUAUUCCAGUUAAAUAUAUCAAAAAGUAAAUCUGUUAGAAUUAUUCCUGCUUCCUUUCUGUAUUAGAAAAAUAUUAAAUGGUUGAGAGUUUUGAACUGUUAGGCUUUCAGAGAUUCUGUAUUCUACUGGUUUAUGCUGUCCACUUUUUUCUGUAGUGUGUUGGGAUUCUACUAGAAUGUCAUUAUCUACAUACAUUAGAGAGGAUAAGUUGAUAGGGAAACAUUCAUUCAGGCAUGGGCUGAAAUGGAAGAAAAAUAAACCAAUAGAGAAAAGAAUGGGAACAGUGGGAACUAUUAUUUGCAUUCAGAGUAUGAACCUUGAGUUUAAGUUAACUUUUGAUUUAAAAGAUAAAAAUAAAAACUUAAGUGCAAUAAGUGUACUUUGAAAUUUAAAGCUGUGAAUGGUUAAAGAAAUCCACCUCAUUCCUUCCAGAUUGUUUUUUCCUUUUGUUUUCUGUGAUUAAAGUGGCAGUGAUCAAUAUUAUUUAGGAUCAUUCUCUCCCGGCUUUGGAGGAGAAUGCAUACAUUCAUGACAACCAAACUCCUUGGCUCACCCGUAAUCCUUGCUUUUUACUUUUUUUAUAAAAUCGGUUUCUGUAUGACAGCACUAUCGUUCCAAAUAACUACUAUAUCAUAAAACUGGUGUUGCCUGUUGGUUGUCACGAAUGUGCCAAACACCCAAUUUUUACAGAAUAAAAUCGAGCUUGUUGUAUUCCUAAGUAGUGUUGCUCUAUAUCUCAGUACAGAGCAUAUAUUGUGACUGAAUUACAUAGUCAUUGAGACUGAGCACUAGAGGCCCAACUACUGGACUGCAAUAGCCCUUCUAGCCUAAAUAGAGGAAGUUUGCUUUUGUAACCAGCACCUCUUGGGGCUAUUAGGGACCAGUGGUGGGUAAAAAGAAUUUCUAAGCAGCUGAAAACCAUAAAUUCCCCGAUUUUCUGUUGUGUCUGGAAUACAAAAAGGCUUUAUCUUUACACUAUUUUCCUAAAAGAAUUUAUAUAAAAACGGUCAAGUGUUUGAUAUAUGGAUGGACCUUUUCCCCUUUUCAACUGUGCUGCUUUUCUUCAGUUAGGUAGGGAAAUUGUACUAACUGGAUAUUCUCUCCACUGCAUCAUUGGAGAAUUUCAUUCCAAUGACUUCUUACCACAUGCACUGUGUUUCUUUCUGUGUGUUAAUCGUCACUUCAGGGAUUUGCAAUCAUGGAAAAUGGUAGUGUUGUUCAUGAUUAGGACUCUGUUGUAUCACUAGAAAAAAUUCUAUACAGGAGUGUGGAGAUUAUAGAUAUGAAGUCCUUUCCAUAGGCUUUUCCAUAACCUUUAAAGUGAUUAGCAGAGAACCUUUGUGUAAAAUUUGUCUAGCUUAAAUACUGUAAAGUUAAAUCCUAUGGAAGUGACUGCAAAGAUGAACCAAAAAAAUUGCUGAACAAGGUUAUUCUAACAUGUUACUGAAAAGAAGAAAUGUGUUUAAUUAGUGCAGGGAAAAUCUAUCUGAACAUCAAGAUUUUUUUUUCCACAAAUGUUUCAUCCUCGAAAACUGCAAUUUUGUUGCUUCCUCUUUAAGAGAAAAGGGUUUUUAAAAAAAAAAAAAAAAAAA